Messenger RNA from Ruditapes philippinarum (Manila clam), 8696 nucleotides. RefSeq lists its product as uncharacterized. The transcript is spliced from 7 exons. Bases 101 to 3361 code for a protein of 1086 amino acids. The record is from RefSeq and is a predicted model, not a curated record. NCBI's taxonomy places the organism in Eukaryota, Metazoa, Mollusca, Bivalvia, Venerida, Veneridae.
AAGUAUUCAUGUGUUGAAAAGGUAUAUUUUUGGAUUAUUUUGGAUAAAAGAAUAUGGUCAGAUCAUAAUAACGUACAGUUGUGAAAUGUAAUGUCUAGUCAUGGCUGCUGCUCAACCCGGAACAUCAUCUUCGGCGCAGGCAUCAGACAAUCGUAUCUUCCUAUUCCGCCUUCAAAUGCUAAUUAUAGAUGGUGGACUUGCAGUUUUAAGAAAUUAUGUAGAUCAGGAACUUUCAGCUCAAUCCAUUACUCUCAGUGGAUGUCUUGCAAACGAAAAGACCACUAUCAAACUUUUGAAGGGACGUGGGAUAAUAACACAGGUACAAUAUGAUUUAUUGUAUCCAACAAGUGGCACUGUUUCAACGUUAGAGUUGGACAUCACACUUAUCAUUUGUCUCAUGAGAAACCUAAAAUGUUUCAAGUUAAAUAAAAAGUUUAAUUGGAACAUUUCACCAGGACAAAGUGAUACUUCCAUCGAAGCAGACAUUUGUAGACUGAAGAAUUACAGGAAUGAAAUUUGUCAUAUAUCGACCACUACAGGGAUACAAUAUAACAAUUUUAGUACCAAGUGGAAAGAAAUCGAACAGAUUCUUCUUAGAAUUGAUAAGGUGUAUCCAAUCAAAGACUUUAAACAGACAAUAACUGACUUUGAAUACAGCCCUCUUGAUCCAAAAACAGAACAGAGGGUAACAGAUGAAAUUGAAAAAUGGGAAAAACACGAUAAAGCAGUAGAAGCUGUCAUAGAGUUUCUAAAAGCUGGUCAUAAUAAGACAACUGAAGACUUAAAUACUGUUAAAACUAAAAUAGAUGAAAUAGAAGAACGAUUGCCAGCACCACACAAGUCUUCAAAUAUGCAAGAUGAAAGAAGGCAGGAAAACAGAAGGAAGGGGAAUCUUUUUCUGAGGUUUUUUGAGAGGAGACGUUAUCGCCAUAAGAAAAAAAAACUUCAAGGCGACCUCAUUAAAUUCUACAGAAACAAUUGUGGUUCGAUACCUCUCUCACCGCUCCUGGAAGAAGUAGACACACCUCUUGCUGGAUUCUACGUGAUGCCAGAUAUAGUCGCCAUUCAACAAAAGUCCCCUUCAAGUGACAAGGAGGUGAAAACGCCUGUCAAAUCUUUAAGUGACCUGUUUUCGGUUGGACGCGGUAAUCAGCAAGAAAUAUAUUUAUCAGCAGACGCAGGCUUUGGAAAAACUGCUUUUUCAAAAUACCUUGCAAUCACGUGGUGCCAGGCUCAUCAUAAAGACAAAAACUACAGAUGUUUUAAAUAUGAGGAGUUAAAAGCUUUAUCUGACUUUGAGUUUCUAUUUUUGGUUUUAUUAAGAGAUUGUUCUGAUAUCUGUAGCAUAGACAAAAUGAUUGAGCAACAAAUUAUUGAACAACUUCCUACGUCAGUAUCAAUAGAAAGAAUUUUACGUAAAGAAACGUGCUUGAUUAUAUUAGACGGUCUUGAUGAAUGGACCCACCCUGAAAAUGGCUGUUCCAGACGAAAUGAAAAAAUCCCACAUCGGUACAUGCGUGAUAAGUGUGUUAUCUUAACGACUUCGCGUCCAUGGAAACUUGGAGUAUCAAAUCUAAAAACAAGUCAGUUAAACAAGAAAAUAGAGUUGGUUCAACUUAGUGAAGAUUCUACGUUGCAACUUGAGAAAAAUGCUUUAAGUAAAAUGACUGGUGUUCCUGAUGGUGACGAAUUGAUGAGUAAAACACGGGACUUAAAUAAAGUGAUAGAUGACUGUGGCCUUCAGCACAUGCAAACAAUUCCACUCCUCCUCAUGUUUAUAACUUGUCUUUGGUGCAACGGAAUUCCCAUAGGAAACUCGAAAUUAGAUGUUUACACCAAAAUAAUUGAAUUUCUUUUAUCAAGAACAGCAAAGAAAUACCCGGAAAUUCAACCAUCUUGUGACUCUUCUGCAAGCGAUAUACCAGAAUAUUUCAGAAACCACAACUUUAUUAAAACAUUUUACUCUCUUAUAAAAUCAUUAUCAGAACUAGCUUAUCAAACAUUAUUUAAUGAAACAAAAGAAAACACGCUUGUUUUCGACGGAUCGGUUGCUAAAACAUACCUAAAAGCAGACGACAUGAAAAUAAGCCUUUUCUCAGGAAUAUUAUCAGAAAGUAGGACUAAGACAUUAAUAAAAGAAAUAACUAAAGUGUCAUUUUCCCAUAAAACAGUUCAAGAAUACUUUGCCGCCAUAUUUAUAAGUUAUCACAGUGACGCUCAGAAAAUUAUUAUGGAAAAAUGUAGAAAUGUUCAAGACAUUCUAGACAUGUCAAUAGUUUGGAAAUUGAUAAUUGAAAUGAAUGCUGACUUGAUGUAUGCAAUAUCAAAUGAUUUGAUGUCUGUGAUAAAUGAAGACGCGAUAACACGUGAACAAAGAACUUGGACAGGUUACAAGUACAUGUACCAGACUCCAUUGUAUAACAUACAGAAAAUGUUCAUGUCGUGUAUACAAGAAAUGCCUGAAAGUGAAAAUAUUCAAUUAUCUUUACAAGAUUUCUUCAUUGACUGGCGCACCAAGCACAGUGAGCAGUUACAACGCUUGUCAAAACAAAACAAAACCAACAUAAAAUCACUUUAUAUAGACAUCCGCGAUACUUUCAGGAGUUUAUGUGAAAUUAUAGAUGUGUUCUCUCUCACAGAUCUCAGUCAUAUACAGAAACUUUACUAUGAUGGUGACGGGAAGGAGGAGGCUAUGAUAAGUCGGAUAUUGUUUCCCAGUUUACAGUCCGUUACUUUGUCGUCUGGUAAAUGGCCAAAUGAUGAUGAAAAUCUGGGUGAAAAUUUGGCGCGAUUACAAAACUUACAAUAUUUAUAUAUUGAAUGGUUCAUGUUAUCUCACAAAAUACUGGAAACAUUUUCCAAUUUUAUCUCAGGUCAAAAAUCAAUGAAAGAGUUAACAUUGCGGAGGUUUUCCUGUAAAGAACAUGGCUACCGCCUCUAUGAUUGUAAGAGAUGGAACUUGGACUUGUCUCAACAUUUAACUCUAUCAAAGUUAAACUUGUACAAGUUAUUUGGGAGGCUACAAUUAAAUAUAUCAACACCGUCAUUAGUUAAUGUUACAUUGAACUACAUCAAUCUAGAUGAAAGUUCAGUGCUACUGUCAUGUGACAUGUUGAAUAUUGAACGUGUGGAGUUGCAGGAUAUAAGCAUGUCUGAAGGAAGUUUACAGAACUUUAUUACCGUGCUGGACAAUCUACCGCAGUCAGUUACAGUAAAGAUGGCCGACAUAGAACCGGAAACAGAAUAUAAACGUAUUAAAGAAAAUAUUCGGAGAUCACAAACUUUUCAUGUGAUACAAGACCACGGCGACUACUGGCGGGGGGCAUUUGAGUUCAAAACAAGGAAACCAAGUAAAGAAUAAACAAGAAAAAAUAUUGUAAAAUAAACCUGAAGAAAUUACUUCAAUAUUUUGAAAUGAAAACAAUUAAACAACAGAAACUUAAAAUACAAAAUGACCGCACUGGCGAUUGAUGAAAAUGUACUGUUUGGUAAUAAGUAAAUAAACAAUAACUAUAUUUAUAAAUUAUCAUUUAUUUAAUUACAAGUGUUUCUAAAAAAAUCUUUCAAAAGAAAGAAUUAAUUUACCGAAAUAAUUCACGGUAUGUGAUGGAUAUAAAAGUUGGAUUAGGAAAUGGAAAUAUUUCACAGGAUAUCAGCUACAAUCAAGAAAUCUUCAGGGAUAAUGGCGAAUAAACUACGAUUGUUUAAAAUAAUGAUUUUACUCCUGUUUCCUGGCUUUACAGAAACAGAACCACAAGAAAACACUUCGUGAUUUUGAACCACCAUUACCUUGUAAAUGAUUUUGAUUCCUGGCUUCAUGGAAACAAAAUCGGUAGACACAAUAUUCAAACUGUUGCAGUACCUGUUUUCUACACAAAAAAGUUUUUUUUACCUUUACAACGGAAUUUAUGCCAAGACCGCUGUCAAAUAUUUAAUAGCUACUUAGAAUUUACGGUGGCGAAAAGAGGACAAUAAAAAUAUUUAAUUUGUCAUGUGUGUUCGUUUACGUAUGACGUGGCAACGUGUUAAUUAUGAUGUGUGCACAUAAUUGUUUAUACCAUCGCACGUGUUUGUAUUACAUGGAGACGUUUAAACUUACGUGCAUACACAUAGGUAUCAUGUGCACUGCAUUAUUCUUACGCGCGCUCGAAAAAACUCAAAUUUGCUCACGCGUUGACGAUCGUUGUUGAAAAGAUAGUGAGCAUAAGUACACAUUAUAGUUAACAAACGUGCGUUUAAAGAGUCAUAUGUGCCCACGUAAUUAUCAACAUUUGCGCGCAUAUAAGUUACUUACUGAAAACGUUGCAACGUAAUAAAAAAAGUGAAAACUUGAUUAAAGGCCCAUUAUGCCGGAGAAAUGCUUGGCUUAUUUUUUGAACAAUCUUUUUCAUUUGUUGCUUCUUGACAAUUAGUAGAGUUAUACUGAUUUAGUAUUUUGUACUAAGUCAAAAUACUACAUUGUUAAAAUUUAGCUACUUUCAUGGCAAAUUAUUCCACAAUUAUGUCUACUUCUUUUCAGGUUUAAAGCCUCUAACCUUAAUUCAUUAUUUAAAUGCUAUAAAAUCAUACCCUUAUAAAACGUUUUUUCUUUUUUUAUCUGACACAUAAUGUGCCAUUAAUAGAAUAUUUCGAUGUCUGACUCAGAUGUAUGCCACCCUUAAACACUUUGAAAACACAAAUGAAACUGUUGUGUGAAUAACGCUUUUAACUCAGAAAGACAGAUUGAUAUAUUUCCAUUUAUGUCCACAUUGAAAAAAAAACCAGCAUAUUGUCUGUCAUUUAAGAAUGAAAUUACGAAACAAUUGUAAGACAAAGUAAUGAAGAAUUUGUAAUUAUUGUUAUUAAUCCUGACAGAAUGAUAUGUGCAUAGAUGUAUUGCUUUUAAGGUUUUCUACUCUAUUUUGUUAGGUACAAAAGAUUGUUUAUAUAAUACAUUCAUAAACAGAGGGUCAAUGCCCUUUUUACGUGUAUAAGCACAAGACAGCAUUUGAAGCUUGAGUCUGUAGGGCGAGAUAUUAAAGAAAGUCCGAUGCCCUCUGCAGAUGUUCAUGUUCGAAAAAGGUACAUAGUUUUGUUUCGUGACGUAAUUCGACAAAACCGGUGUUGAUUUAGUUUAAAGAUAUAUUAUGCUCAACUUUGAUAUUUGGUAACAUUAAUAAUUAUUGCUAUACACUCUUUUUUUAAAUGUAGAAUAAAACAUCUUUUGAAAUACGUUACGUUUUAAACUGUACACAAUUUAGAUAAAUGUAGUGUUAAUACAUAGUGUUGUCUUUUAAGAAAGAACCAAAUUAACCUGACCAGUAACCGGGUAAAUGCAUCUUUGAACAUUCUCUUGUUCAAAUUAGACAUAAUAAAUUAUAACUUCAUAGAUUUAAAAAAAACAAAUCUGCUAAACGUUUCUUACAAACGUGUGAGUAAAGUAUAUUUUGAAAGAAUAAUUUUUAUUUCAUAUAUCAAUAUUCUGAUAUAGCGCAUAUACUAUGUCAAUAGCUCAGAAGUAAUAAAUUACAAGGUUAUUAUGUUUAGAAGUAAUUAAUUAAAUAAUUCAUUUCUGACUAAGCUCAUAUUUCUGUAGUUGUUUUCUUUUUUAUUAAGAAAAUGGUUUUUGUAAAGGAAUCAAUAAUUCAUUGAGUGUUUCAAAAUAUUUAUAACAUUUGUUUUCUGAUUAUUGUACCAUACUUUAUCCUUUGUGUUUUUUAAAUAGCAGAAGAAUUUUUUAUGCUAUUGUUCUUUGAGAACCUAUUAUUUUUUACAAUAAUUUCUGUUGCUUGAACUUCAUAUUGUAAAUUGUUUAUUGCUGAAUUUUCUUUUACCCGAAGAGAUUUUUUACAAACUAUAUUGUAGUUUGCUCAAAUCUUUAUGUCUACAUAUGUCUUUUCCUGUAUAUAUAGAUCUAUUCUAACAACUUUGUACAUAAUCUGCUAUUGUUUAUUAUUUAUGAUCUUAUAAUUCAGGCUGUAUUUGAAUUUGUUUAUCUAGAUUCAAUUCUUUACUUUUGUAACGUUUAUGUUGAUUAUGAUAAGAUAAUCAUGACGUCUAUAUACGAGAAACUAAUAAUACUGCACGUUAGAAACAUUGCUUUUCAUUGGAUAUGCGUGACGUUUAUUUGGUUUUAAAAACACAAAUACUGUCAACAUAAGAAGAAAUCUCAAUUAUCUCUAAAAAAAGGAAGCAAGCCAGGAGUAUAAUAAACUCGUUAUAAAUCUUCCUGACAGGUUGUAUGACCAUAUAUAAACGGUUGUUUCCAAUAUAACUCUCGCCUAGCGGCUCUUGUUAUAUUUUUAAAAAAACGUUUAUAUACGGUUACAUAACCUGCAAAAUCCUGAUAACUAAUUAUGUAUAUAUUAAGAUGGUUGCAUAAAUGUAAUGUCGAAUUUCAUUGCAUAAUGACGUGUAUAUAGAUGUCUGUACAGAUAUACAUGCAUGUCUGUGUUAUAAUUGCAAUGUUCAGAGAACAGAAAAAGUCUAUGUUGUUCAAAUCAUAUUAAUGUAUGCUUUAGAAUUAUAGCAUUUUAUGAUAAUUAUUACCUUAUGGUUUCUAUUGCAUGAUUUGGUCUUUAAAAACUAUUCAGUUCAAAUACUCAAGAAGAUUUUGUAAGUAAUUCAAAUUUCACUCAAAAUCGUUUCAAUGUUCCUGUAUGUUUGUAUUUUGUAUUUACUGCAACAGGUAAAUAGUAGUGACUGCAUCUUCUGUUGAUCACAAAUGUUUAAUGAUAAUUAUAUAAAUUGUAGUUUUGAUUUUGAACAUUAUUAAAGCAGCACAACUUUAGAUAAAUACAUAUAUUAAAAAACAAAUCUUACAAACAAAUGAUAUGUGAAUUGUUUUCCGAAUCAUGUAACCUUUGAUUUUUUUAUACAAUUUAUGACUUCUAUUAAUUUUCUACACCAUUAUAAAGCAUCUAAGGACUGUAUUUCGACUUAAAGGCAGUCUUUACAUGAUUAGCAUAAUUCUUAAACACUUUGAUGCCUUUGACUAGUUUCGUAGACUAAACAUUUUUUUUUUACAAUAUUAAAAGAAAAUCUGCAGGUGUGCUGCUUUAAUACAUGUAUAUAUUUAUUAUUUUGGUGAAUCGGAUAUAAACUGUAAUUUGUGUGAUCUUGUUUUUUAAAUUGUUUUAUUGAAAUUUGUUUAAGUUAUAGGAAAACAGAAAAUCACUCCAUGUGUUCACGUAAAGAAAAAAUGAAUUCAUGUGCUCAUGUAAAAAAUGAAAAUCAUUUUAUGUGUUCAGGUCAAAAACAACAACAAACGAAAAUCAUUCGAUGUGCACAGAUAUAAACAUGAAGGUCAUAUGAUAUUAUGUGCGCAUGUCAAGAUUAUUAUACUUUAGUAAAACAUUAAGUUUUUAAAAAUAAAGUUACAACAUAAAACAUUCGGCUUUUCGGCCAAUUUGGUGACAUAGUGAUAUUAUACAGUGAGCCAAUCUUAUUAAGGAGAACAUUUUGUUUCAGAGAAGUUGCUUUAAGAAAUAGCUAGUUUUAUAAGCAACCACCAUUAUUUUAUUUGUAAUAUGAUUUUAUUAUCUGUAUUUAUUGACAUCCGGGGAAUAUUAAAUUGUCAGUGAUGAAGCUAUAUAUCAUAUAUUUGUGAAAUUUGGUUAAAAUCAUGUAAAUAUCCUGUUUUUAAAUGCACCUUAAUGUGUGGUAUUUAAACGCUCGAAAACUGUUUGAAAAAAUAUUCUAGUUAUAGUAUUCUUAUUUAUAAUUUUGUAUAAUUACAAAGUAAAAUAUAUUAAAUAAAAUUAUAUUAUGACUUAUUUAACAAACAAUCAAUUACCUUUAAAGGCACAUUAUGCAUCAGAAAUCAAUUUCUUUAUUUAGACCUGUCACAGGAAAAGAUAAUCAUGUAUAUGGCAAAUGAGUUUUUUUGUUUUUGUUUUGGAAAAUCAACUAAGAUAUAAAGUUUUAUAGAAAUAAAAAUAAUAGCAUUGAUGAAGAAUAAUAGAAUAAUGGACCUUUCAGCGCAUCUUAUUCAGUAAUUAUACGCCUACCGUACAAUUAACUUGUUAAGGUAUGAUAUGCUGGAAUCAGUUUGUCCAUCUGUCCAGUCAUAAAAAUAUUGUCAUGAGCAUAACGAGUUGUAAACUAGAAAUUCUUAGACAUCUACUUUAUCCAUUUAGAAGAAGUGAAGCUUUAUUCGAAACAUAUGAAUGUAUCAAAUAAGUAUUUAAUAAACAAAACUUAAGACUCUGAACUCUUUUUUGAAUAAUUUUGGAGUUAUGUUAUUGCUGUUUUUAAUGUUAAUGAAAAAUUUGUAUAUUGAGCAUAGGAACAUCAUUUUAUCAUCAACUUGAUAUAUGGUUACACCUUAUUGAAAUGAGUGCAAUGCUUAAAAUCAUGACUUUCAUGUGCAUAAUUUGAGUUAUUGCCCUUUGUAUUUAAUUCAAUUGUUUGGAAGUAUUGACAUGCAUUAGACAGAGUAGAGUAGUCUUAUUUUAGGAGAAGUACAUUAGUCAAGAACUAUGAGUCUAUAAUGCAUAUUUUGGAGUUACUGCCCUGGGUAUUUGUAAUUAUAAAUUACUUAAAUGCUCAAAAUCUUAAUUUUAAGUAACAUAAUUUUGGAGUUGUUUUUGCUUUUUGUAUUUUGUUUGAGUUUUGUCCGGAGCAUAACUCAGAAUGAAUAAGAAGUGAAUUUAUAACAUAUUGUAUUGUUUAAGAAAAUGACACAAAUUCAUGAAAAAUAAAAUUGUGUAACAUAA